AUGCCGAUCGUCAAUCCAGAAAAGCUAGUUGCUCUGCAACAAAAUGCGCCAGAUAUUAGAAAUAUAUGUAUAUUAGCACAUGUUGAUCAUGGAAAAACUUCUCUCUCAGAUGCCUUGAUUGCGACCAAUGGCAUCAUCUCCCCAAAACUCGCAGGUAAAAUACGAUACCUCGACUCUCGACCAGAUGAACAAACGCGCGGAAUUACUAUGGAAUCUUCUGCCAUUUCGUUAUACUUUUCCAUGUUGAGACGAAAUGCGCCAGAUGCUACACCCGAAAAGAAGGAAUACUUGAUCAAUUUGAUAGAUUCGCCAGGGCACAUCGAUUUCAGCAGUGAGGUAUCAACUGCCUCGCGAUUGUGCGAUGGAGCUGUUGUUUUAGUGGAUGCUGUAGAAGGAGUUUGCAGUCAGACUGUUACAGUUCUAAGGCAGACAUGGGUAGAACAUAUGAAGCCUCUAUUGGUAAUCAAUAAGAUGGACAGACUCAUUACAGAACUGAAAAUGACACCCGCGGAAGCAUAUACACAUUUGAGCAAAUUAUUGGAGCAAGUUAAUGCGGUGCUCGGAAGUUUUUUCCAAGGUGAGAGAAUGGAGGAAGAUCUAAACUGGAGAGAAAAGGUCGACGAGAGAAUUGCCGCUGCCGCUGCGAAAGAACAAGAAAAGACAGCAAAUGACGGAAGCACCUCGAUUGAUACCGAAGCUAUCAACGAAUUCCAAGAAAAGGAUGAUGAGGAUAUUUACUUUGCGCCAGAGAAAAAUAAUGUCAUAUUUAGCAGUGCCAUUGAUGGAUGGGCAUUCACGGUUAGACAAUUUGCCAGCUUAUAUGAGAAGAAGUUAGGAAUCAAGAGAACUGCAAUGGAGAAAGUCUUGUGGGGAGAUUUCUAUCUGGAUCCAAAGACCAAAAAAGUCCUCGGGCCAAAGCAUCUCAAGGGGCGAAAUUUAAAACCAUUAUUUGUCCAAUUAGUUUUGGAACAGGUAUGGGCUGUUUAUGCAGCAACAACGGGUGGUGAUAAUGGAAAGGGUGAUCCUGCCAUGACAGAGAAAAUAACAAAGUCAUUAAAUAUUACUUUACCCCCACAUGUUACACGUUCCCGCGAUCCACGAGCUAUUCUUACGACAUUGUUCUCGGCAUGGUUACCAUUAUCAACUGCUUUAUUAGUUUCCGUCAUUGAAUCUCUACCCGCUCCUCCGGUCGCCCAAGAAGGGAGACUACCAGCACUUAUUGACGAAUCUCCUGGUGCAUCGCAUGUGGAUCCUAAGGUUAGAGAAGCAAUGAUUAAAUUCAAGACUUCAAAAGAAGAGCCAGUUGUAGCUUAUGUAAGUAAGAUGGUUUCGAUACCAGAGAGCGAACUACCCGAGAAUAAGCGACGAGGAGGUGCCCUGAGUCCCGAGGAAGCUCUGGAGAUGGGUCGACGGAAGCGAGCAGAGAUUGCAAGACAGCAGGCUUUGGAAGAAACCUCAACAUCUGUUGAUGGAGUAUCUGAUGCGCUUGGAGCAGUAAGCCUCGAAGAGCCCGCUGAAGAAGAGAAGAAAACAGAUCCAGAACAUCUGAUAGGAUUCGCACGAAUUUAUUCAGGGACUCUGUCUGUAGGGGAUUCUGUUUAUGUGCUACCGCCAAAGUUCUCACCUGCAAAUCCACACAAUAGUCCUGAACCACAAAAGGUCACAGUCACUGCUUUAUACUUAUUGAUGGGUCGUGGAUUAGAGCCACUUACUUCCGUUCCAGCAGGUGUUGUAUUUGGUAUUGGAGGGCUUGAAGGACAUAUCCUCAAAUCCGGAACCCUCUGCAGUCAAUUGGAGGGUAGUGUCAAUCUCGCAGGAGUUAACAUGGGCUCUCAACCUAUCGUUCGUGUCGCUUUAGAGCCAGCUUGGCCUGGAGAUCUCGACAAGAUGAUUCGAGGUCUCAAGUUACUCGUUCAAAGCGAUCCUUGUGCUGAGUACGAACAAUUCGCAAGCGGCGAACAUGUUCUACUCACAGCAGGAGAAUUGCAUUUAGAGCGUUGUUUGACAGAUCUUCGUGAAAGAUUUGCUGGGUGCGAUAUUCAAGCAGGAGAGCCGAUUGUACCAUAUCGAGAAACUAUUGUCAAAGCCGAAGAUAUGAAACCUCCAGCAGACAAGGAGCUAGGAAGAGGUACCGUUGUAUUGUCAACGACAUCGAAGCAAAUCACAAUUAGGUUACGUGUAAGACCUCUUCCAGUUGAGGUCACCGAAUUCCUGGGUAAAAAUGCUGGAGCUAUUAAGAGACUUUAUUCCGAUCGUCAAGCAGAGGAGAAGAGCAAGAAGACUGGUGAUGACUCUAUACACGAGUCAGCCGAUCAGGAAGAGGUUGAUGAAGUAUUGGGUGGCGAGAAAGUUCUGUCAUUGAAUGAGUUCAAAGAAGAACUUCAAAAGACUUUCGAAGGGGUAAAAGGUCAAAAGGAUAUAUGGGCUUCAGCAGUAGAUCAAAUUACUGCUUUCGGUCCACGAAGAACUGGACCCAAUCUUCUAAUUGAUUCAACCGCAGAGGGAAUUCUUGGCAAAUUCCUCCGUGAAGACACCACUGCUGAUUCUCAAGAAUCAGCAACUCAAACCCCGGCUCUCCAAGCCCGUUCCUUUUCUGACAAGAUUAGUUAUGCUUUCCAACUCGCCACUGCCCAAGGACCUCUAUGCAAUGAACCUAUCCAAGGUAUCGCUGUUUUCCUCGAAGAGGUCACCAUUGCUCCUUCCACCGACGAAGAAUCAUCCACUCGUGAUAACUUUGGUAGAUUGACUGGUGAAGUGAUCAAAACGGUUCAACAAGCUAUCAAACAAGGUUUCUUGGAUUGGUCCCCGAGACUCAUGCUUGCCAUGUACUCUUGUGAAAUCCAGGCUAGUACCGAAGUCCUCGGUCGCGUCUACGACGUGCUCACCCGUCGUCGCGGACACAUUCUUUCCGAAUCUCUCAAAGAAGGUACCCCCUUCUUUACCAUCGUAUCGCUUCUUCCCGUGGCCCUCUCCUUCGGUUUCUCAGAUGAAAUCCGCAAGAGAACAUCUGGAGCAGCUAGUCCGCAGCUCAUAUUCCAAGGUUACGAGGUACUAGAUGAAGAUCCUUUCUGGACACCAUUUACGGAGGAUGAUUUGGAGGAUUUGGGAGAAUUGGCGGAUAAGGAGAAUGUGGCGAAGAAAUAUAUGGACGGGGUGAGGAAGAGGAAGGGAUUGAGGGUUGAGGGCGAGAAAUUGGUUAGGGAUGCGGAGAAGCAGAAGACGUUGAAGAGAUAG
Botrytis fragariae is the source of this 3234-nucleotide messenger RNA. Its product is annotated as putative elongation factor 2 protein. Gene Ontology annotation, biological process: cytosolic ribosome assembly. Lineage: Eukaryota; Fungi; Ascomycota; Leotiomycetes; Helotiales; Sclerotiniaceae. Gene Ontology annotation, cellular component: cytosol; ribonucleoprotein complex. The record is from RefSeq and is a predicted model, not a curated record. Gene Ontology annotation, molecular function: GTP binding; GTPase activity; ribosome binding. The transcript has 6 exons. The coding region runs from base 1 to 3234 and encodes 1077 amino acids.